This is a messenger RNA of Bipolaris oryzae ATCC 44560, 1125 nucleotides long. RefSeq lists its product as uncharacterized. The record is from RefSeq and is a predicted model, not a curated record. The coding region runs from base 1 to 1125 and encodes 374 amino acids. The transcript has a single exon. NCBI's taxonomy places the organism in Eukaryota, Fungi, Ascomycota, Dothideomycetes, Pleosporales, Pleosporaceae.
AUGUCGCCCAUUGCUCCUGGCCAGCUUCCAGCCGAGCUCGUCAACCUUCUCGCACUCCACUCGUCCUUUCUGACUGCCCUCUCACUGCAUUACGCGCACAACGGAAUCUCGACACCCGCAGAUCUCCAGGCUUUGACUGCGUCUACAACUCUGGUAUGGCGCCAGCGCAAGGUCACUUACGAUGACGUCCGGCUGCUCAUCGGAAUCCUCGACCAAGGCCCUUCUGGCGCCAACAACCCCUACUACCUAUCCGACUAUGGCCAUGGCAAGAUUUGCAUUGAGAUCAAGGAGAGCAGCCCGAUGAUGAACGGAAUGACGCACAUGAACGAACAAGGCCUGCAAGAAAUGUUCAAGGAGGGCCUAGACACAUUGUGGUCGCAAUGGUGUGCAUCGCAGAAGAUGCCGACUCGACCUAUUGCCGUACCCAAACGCGGACGGGGACGCCCAAAGAAGACCGAUGUCAAGCAAGCAACCAUGGAGACUUUCCUCGACGACGCUUCCAUCUCAAAGUUCCUCAGCCAACUUCCCCUUGCCGAGAUCACCACAUGCGAAUCACUUGUCGCGCUUGCACCAUCACAAGAAAAAGGACGCAAGAGAUUGAGAGAGUUCAAGGAAAGUGUUCAGCAAGGGCGUGCACAAAAGAAGACAAGGCCAGCAACGGACAAAGAAAACGAGUCUACCACAUGCCAAACACAACAGACUCAACCUGCACAACCCAAGAUCACCGAAUUCGCUGCUGUUCGCAAAACCAAUCUUCUCGACCGCAUCCUCGCCAAACAAGAAGCCGCCAAAGCUGGACCCGCCGCCCCUAGUCCUGCCGAGCUUCAACGAAGAGCAGCACUCCAACGUACUCCAGAAGUCAUUGGCGUUCUCUCCCUCCUUUGUGCCAGCAAACCUGGAUCUCGUGUUUCUUUCUCUACUACUGCUCUUGUACAGGCCCUGCAAGGCUCCAUCCGAACUCCCAUCUCAAAAGACGAGGCAAUGAAGUGUGUGGAAGUGCUGGCGAACGAGGUUGCACCAGGAUACGUCUCCCUUGUCAGCAUGGGAGCCAUGUCUAGUGUGGUUAUCAACCAGAUGAUGAGGCCAACGGACAUCAAGAGCAGGCUUAUAGCGCUGGGCGCAUAA